UUCAUAUUUCUUUUGUUCUAGAUAUCAAAUACAGAACAGCUAAUAACACCUAAGACAUUCUUGGAUCUCCCACCACUUUCCAGCGUUUUAAUGGCGGUUAUGAAUAAAUCAGCAAAUGUGGUUAGGUCUUUCCUAAAUGAAUUAUUGGAAUACAUUGAGUCUGAAGAAUCUGAAGGAAUUAUUAGCCUUACCACUAGUGUGUAUAUUGUUGCUUUAAUUAAAGGUAAACAAAAACCUUCCUAUAUGAAUGCCAUUGCAGCUAUUCUUCAGAAAAAAAUAAUGAUGCACAGCGAAAUGACCAAAGAAGGCACGGAAAGACUGCUCUGUGAAGCUGCCUUGGACAUUGUGAAUAAAAUGCUAUGAAGACAAUGGGAUAGAAGAUAUAUUUAAAACUUUCCAAAGAGAACCAUAUAAUGUAUAGUUUUUUUGUCUCAAGUAAAAAAGAAUAUUCUUUU
Messenger RNA from Crotalus tigris (Tiger rattlesnake), 455 nucleotides. Its product is annotated as condensin-2 complex subunit G2-like. The coding region runs from base 91 to 363 and encodes 90 amino acids. NCBI's taxonomy places the organism in Eukaryota, Metazoa, Chordata, Lepidosauria, Squamata, Viperidae. The record is from RefSeq and is a predicted model, not a curated record. The transcript has 4 exons.